AUGGGCCAUAUAGCUCCUGAAUACUUGUCAACCGGAAAGUCUUCAGAAAAGACAGAUGUUUUUAGUUACGGGGUUAUGCUUUUGGAGCUUGUUACAGGUCAACGUGCAAUUGACUUUUCGCGUUUGGAAGAUGAAGAUGAUGUGUUAUUGCUUGACCAUGUGAAGAAGCUACAGCGGGAGAAAAAACUAGACGCCAUUGUUGACAGCAACCUUAAAAAAGAGUACAACAUAGAAGAGGUUGAAAUGAUUGUUGACAAAACCACUUAG
This is a messenger RNA of Lathyrus sativus (Indian pea), 267 nucleotides long. Lineage: Eukaryota; Viridiplantae; Streptophyta; Magnoliopsida; Fabales; Fabaceae. The record is from the annotation of a GenBank genome assembly.